Penicillium paradoxum is the source of this 3102-nucleotide messenger RNA. RefSeq names its product tubulin gamma complex associated family protein. NCBI's taxonomy places the organism in Eukaryota, Fungi, Ascomycota, Eurotiomycetes, Eurotiales, Aspergillaceae. Gene Ontology annotation, cellular component: spindle pole; mitotic spindle pole body; centrosome. The record is from RefSeq and is a predicted model, not a curated record. The transcript has 2 exons. Gene Ontology annotation, biological process: mitotic cell cycle; meiotic cell cycle; microtubule nucleation. Bases 1 to 3102 code for a protein of 1033 amino acids. Gene Ontology annotation, molecular function: microtubule minus-end binding; gamma-tubulin binding.
AUGUCGAACGCAGCCCGCAAUCCAGCGCGCGGACGCCGCUUAGACGAUGCCCUCUCUCAACUAGUUGAUGGCCUGACCCCCGCGCUCCCGAUCUCCGCCAUCCAAGACGAAGACUACUCCGAUCAAGAGGAAGCUCUUGCCGCCGCUGAGAGCCGCAGACACCAUGUCCUCAUGGAACGCGCCUGGCGCAUCCUGGAUACCCACAUUAGCACCAAUGCCCCAGACCCAGGAUCACCGGCUGGGCUCGGUGGACGUCGCGGAAGUCUGGCAGGAACGGAGAGUGUCAAUAACGCGCCGGAUCUGAUCAAGCGCAAGCUACGCCGUGAAAACCUUAGUCCCGAUAAGGCGGUGCGAUUCUCUAAUCUAUACUCUCGUCUCUUGACUCAGCCUGUGCUGUCGCAGAAAUGGGGAAUCCUCUUCUUGCUUUAUAAGUUGUCGGCCUCGGACGAUCCAGCGGAGGCCGGGGAAAGGAGCAGGAGCCCGUUGAUGGACGAGGGGAACUUGCAGAAUAUGUUAGGGAAGGGUGGUGGACGCACCAGAAGGAAUACACUAAUCGACUCGGAGGAUGAGGGCCCUGCUGUGAGCUCCUCGGCUUCUCAGCAACAUCAUAGGGCAGCAAUGGCAAAACCAGAGCGCCAUAGCUCGCUACGACAUGAUAUCAACAGGGAUGAGUUAGAUCAUGCUGGGCGCAACAUGGCAGACAGACCCUCCAAUCGCCCAGACCCCGGAGCGAAUGACCGCUCCGGCGACGAGCAUGUUCGUGCUUCCUCGCCCCAGCCCUCGGGUGCUAAUCCAUCAGGCUCGGAGAAAUUUUCUGGAUCUGUUGAGCAUAAACUUCUGCGCGACCUUCCUUUCAAUUUGCAAGGGUUGUCCUCGACGAAUUUGCAGUUUAAUUCUUCAUCAAGCUUAAAACUGCCGUCAAACCUGUCUGCACCCAUAACAUCACUCCUGAAUACGCUGGCAGAACCUUGCUUGCUGUAUAAGGGGCUGUCUGUGUUUGUGGGGGGUGAGGAAGGUGGGCUGGUAAACCAGAGCUUGCGGGCUGCCAUUGCCAUUGAGCUGCGAGCAUAUCUUAGCCUGGUGGCUACACUAGAGGCAGAAAUCCGACAGGCGCUGGCCGCGAUCGGAGACGGAACCGAGGCUCAAGGUGUGAGAAAAGGUGGUGUUACUUUGAAAAGAUGCGUGGUUUGGACGAGAGAUGCUACGAUGGCCCUUCGACUGAUGAGCUUAAUCGUUGAAGAGGCUCAAAGCAAGAGAGGCGGCCAGUUGAUAUCCUUAAUACACGGCUUUUCAACAUCCCACGGAGAUCCCUUUGUGUGUGCAUUUGCCGAGAAGCUUCUUGCGCAUGUAACGCGUCCAUUUUACGAUAUGCUACGACUAUGGAUCUAUGAUGGUGAAUUGUCAGAUCCAUACAAAGAAUUCUUUGUCGCAGAUCCAGAGUUCCGGCCCAAGACUGACCCCCGGAGGAUUGCAACGAGCGUUUGGGAGGACAAAUACAAGCUCGAUGAUGAUAUGGUUCCUUCCAUCAUUACCCAAGAAUUUGCGAAGAAGAUUUUCCUCAUUGGAAAAUCCCUGAACUUCAUUCGCCAUGGUUGCGGUGAUUCCGCAUGGGUGGAGGCCUAUUCCAGGAAAGCUUCCAAGGAGCUACGAUAUGGUGACACAGCCACUCUCGAGAUUUCCAUCGAUGAGGCAUAUAAGACUACAAUGGCUCGAUUGAUCUCCCUGAUGAAUGGAAAAUUCAAUCUCUUCGAUCAUUUGAAAGCGCUAAAGAGUUAUCUGCUCCUGGGCCAAGGAGACUUCAUUGCUCUGCUCAUGGAGUCGCUUGCUACAAAUCUGGAUCGUCCAGCAAACUCACAGUAUCGACAUACCCUAACGGCGCAAUUGGAGCAUGCCAUCCGUGCCUCCAAUGCGCAAUAUGACACCCCAGAAGUGCUGCGCCGACUUGAUGCCCGUAUGCUUGAGCUGAGCCACGGUGAGAUUGGGUGGGAUUGUUUCACACUGGAAUACAAAAUCGAUGCUCCCGUGGAUGUUGUCAUCACGCCUUGGGCCUCAACUCAAUAUCUAAAGGUCUUCAAUUUCCUAUGGCGCAUCAAGCGAGUAGAGUUUGCCCUGAACAGUACCUGGAGACGAUGCAUGACCGGUGCACGAGGAGUGCUCGGCAAUGUGGAGGACAAACUUGGAGCAGAUUGGAAGCGAGCACGAUGCGUUAUCGCAGAAAUGAUCCACUUUGUCAACCAGCUCCAAUACUAUAUCUUGUUUGAAGUCAUCGAGUCCAGCUGGGAACAACUGCUCCAGGCAGUGCAGAAACCCGAUUGCACAUUGGAUGAUCUGAUUGAAGCCCACACCAAAUACCUCAACUCUAUCACUCACAAGGGCCUACUCGGCUCUGCAUCCUCCUCGCGCUAUGGCACCUCCACCUCGAGCUCUGCCAAACAACCCGAAGAGAGCUUCCUCAGCCAGCUCCACCAAAUUCUCAAGUUUAUGCUUGCCUACAAAGACUCCGUAGACGGCCUGUAUUCCUUCUCUGUUGCAGAGUUCACUCGCCGCCAGGAAAUCAACGCGAAGAUCGAGACACGCACCGCCCAAGGCCAAUGGGGCCUUACAGAUCGUGAUCUCCUGUCCCGCCAAUCCAACAGCCGCAACGGGGCCUCAAUGGCUUCAACCCCGGACAUCCGACCCGAUAGCGCCGGUGUAGACGGCGUCAACACCCCUCUUUCAAUAUCCGGCCACAAUCUCGCCGCGGACGAUAACAUGCUCGCCUCGCUACGCGUGCGCCUCCGUGACCUCUCCACCGAGUUCCGGUCCCGUCUUACCGUUCUUCUGGGCGAUUUGUCAUACCAGCCAGACGUAGACAUGCGUUUCCUCGGCGUUGUGAUGAACUUCAACGAUGUCUACGAAUUGCCCAAGCGGCGCAAGGCGGCUGGUCCUAGCACCAGGGACAAGGAGAAGGAACGGGAGAAAGAAAAGGCUAAACGGAGAGCUGCUGCAGCUGCGGCGGCAACGGGCUCUGGAACUGAUAGCUUUAUGCAGAAGGAUGUGCGGAGGGAGAGGAGGGAUACUGGUGCGAACGAUCCUGGGUUUACUUCUGGGAAUGGGGUAUAG